GGCGAGAGGAAAAUUGUGCAAGAGAGAGAGGGGGGGCGGCCAUUCCUGGUCGAAGUUCGGGCUGUAGACCAAGACAUCAACAAUAACAAACUCCAAAUUGAGGAGCAAUACAUAUAUUUCCCACGUUGAAACCACCAUGAGUUUGGAUAAAGCUGAGCUGUGUGACUCGUUGUUAAACUGGCUGCAGAUAUUUCAAGUGCCCUGCUGCACCAGCAAACAGGACCUGACCAAUGGAGUUGCCAUUGCACAUGUGCUGCACAGAAUAGACUCUUCCUGGUUCAAUGAGGCGUGGCUUUGUCGAAUCAAAGAGGAAAGCAACACCAACUGGAGGUUGAAGGUGAGCAACCUGAAGAAAAUUCUUCAGAGCAUGCUGGAGUACUACCAUGACGUGCUGGGUCACCAGGUGUCAGACGUCCACCUGCCUGACGUGAACCGCAUUGGCGAGAUGAGUGACGUGACGGAACUGGGCAAACUGGUGCAGCUGGUGCUGGGCUGUGCGGUCAGCUGCGAGAAGAAGCAAGAACAUAUCCAGCAAAUCAUGACCUUGGAGGAGUCUGUGCAGCAUGUGGUGAUGACGGCAAUCCAGGAGCUGUUGACCAAGGACACAGUGGACACUGGAAGCCCUGAAACAUAUGGAGACUUUGACUAUCAGUCCCGGAAGUAUUAUUUCCUCAGUGAGGACAUGGAGGAGAAGGAGGAUCUUACCCAGCGAUGUCGGGAACUGGAGCAGCAGGUGUCUGCGAUCAUGGAGGAGAAGAAUGCCCUGCUGGCCGAGACGAGGUCAUUGAAGGAAAGACUGAGCCGCUCUGACCCUCUGGACGUCUCUGCUGGGAUCACUGGCAAAAAGCUGCUGCUGCUUCAGAGUCAGAUGGAGCAGCUGCAGGAGGAGAACUACAGGCUGGAGAAUGCCAAAGAUGAUAUGCGGAUCCGUGCGGAGAUACUGGAGAAGGAGGUGCUAGAGCAGCAGCAUCGGAAUGAGGAGCUGGCCAGCCUGGCUGAGGAGGCCCAGUCCCUCAAGGAUGAGAUGGAUGUCCUGCGACACUCCUCGGACAAGGUGAGCCGGCUGGAAGCCAUGGUGGAGACCUACAAGAAGAAGCUGGAGGACCUGGGCGACCUGCGCAGGCAAGUGCGGCUGCUGGAGGAGAGGAACACCGUCUACAUGACGCGGACCUGCGAGCUGGAGGAGGAGCUGCGCAAGGCCAACACUGUCCGCAGCCAGCUGGACAGCUACAAGAGACAGGUCCGCGAGCUCAGCGAUAAGCACUCGGCAGAGGCCGUGAAGGCUGAGAAGUGGCAGUUCGAGUACAAGACCCUCCACGUCAAGUAUGAGGCCCUGCUCCAGGAGAAGGAGCGUCUGAUCUCUGAGAGAGACGCCUUGCGAGAGGCUUAUGAUGAGCUGUGCUGUAUGCACCUGCAGCAGAGGUACCUGAGCCAAGCAGGUGCACUCCAUGAAGAUUCCAGCACACUGGGUAACCUACAGGCAGAUAGUUUGCCCACAGAGUUCAGAGAGACGAUUGUCCGGCUGCAGAAUGAGAACAAGAUGCUGUGUGCGCAGGAGGAGAGCUACCGGCAGAAGCUGGGAGAGGCCGAGAGCCAGCUGGAGGAGGCCCAGCGCAGUCAGAACAGACUGGAGACUGAGAACAGGCUCAGCCAGCAGCAGGUCUCCGAGCUGCGGUCCCAGGUGGAGGAGCUGCAGAAAGCCCUGCAGGAGCAAGGAAGCAAGACUGAGGAUGCUAUCUCCUCUUUGCUGAAGAAGAAACUGGAGGAGCAUCUGGAGAAGCUGCAUGAAGCUCACUCAGACCUCCAGAAGAAGAAGGAGUACAUUGAUGACCUGGAGCCCGGCGCAGACAGCGGCAUGGCGAGAAAGAUCGACGAGCUUCAGGAGAUCCUGCGGAAAAAAGACGAGGACAUGAAGGCCAUGGAGGAUCGCUACAAGAGAUACAUGGUUAAGGCACGCACGGUGAUUAAAACCCUCGGCCCCAAGCAGCAGCCGGUUGUGUCUGACGAGGUCCUGGCACUAAAGAACCAGCUGAGCGAGAAGGACCGGAAGAUCCAGUAUCUGGAGCAUGACUUUGAGAAGACCAGGUCUCGCCACGACCAGGAAGAGAAGCUCAUCAUCACUGCCUGGUACAACAUGGGCAUGGCCCUUCAUCAGAAAGUCACAAUGGAGAGAGCUGGCGGCUCCACCCAGGCCCAGUCCUUCCUGGCCCAGCAGAGGCAGUCAACCAACGCCAGGAGGGGACUGUCCCCAAGGCUGCAGCCGGGCUCGCCCAGAUAAGAGGUGGGGCAUCCCUGGACUCCUGGUUGGCCACAACUGGACAAGAGGGCUGGUGUGCUUCGCUCUCUUCCCUGCCAUUCAGACUCCUUUUGUACAGAGCUCUCCUACUGUACCAACACAGCUGUGCUGUUUACAGACUGAUAUGCACAUAUGUUUGGAUUGAGGAGCUGGGAGGGUGUACUAGGCUGUUGCCCUUCUGUGUUGGAUUAACUGGCUCAGCUGCUUAAAAGAGCACAGCCCCUUCUCUAUAACUGACUUAUAGAAGCUUCUCCAUUCUCCUACUCUUAAUACUGUAGUCUUUAAGACCCUGCCGGAAGACCUGGAGUAACUUUGAUUUUCAGAGCUGCUGAAAGGGUGCUGAGAAUACCAAUUGUGUAUAGAGAAAGUUAGUUUUCCUCAUUUGACCCAACAUGAAAGACUGUAGAAGAAAUGAGAUGGAUGUUUGUGCUUUUUCUGUGUUGAUCUCCUCCAUGCCGUUUUGUUUUAGAGGAAGCUGGUCCAGCUCUUCUAACAAUCAGGUGGUCUUAGAGUGAUGUUGGCAACCAUGAAGCUCUCUCUCUAGCAGGGGUUGAACAUGUCAGUCAAAUUGCAUAGUAUAGUUUUUUAUUUUUUUUGUUCCUUUGGAGUAUUAUGGUACUUGUUGAUCUGAUCCAGUACUUUUUCCGGUAUCCGUCUCCAGCCUCAAAACACUAAAGUCAGAUCUCAGAAUUGAUAUUAACACUCCAUUUUAUGGACUUUUUAGUUAGUGUAGUGUUUUAAAUAUAUUUUAAAGUCUAGAAUUCUUUCAUUUGCUAGAAGCAAAAUGUGGCCUUUUUUUCAUAGUUUCUUUUGAUUUGUUGUACAAAUGUGGCUUUGCGGUUGAGAAGGAAACAGUCCUCUCCUUUGGGCACACAAGGUCUUAAAGGGGAACAGCAGAAUGAAAAUCUGUGCCCUGCUUUUUUUCCUAGGUUUGAAACUUUUGAUCAUGGUUUAGUAGCUGCAUUUAAUUAUUACUUUUGCUUUCCUUUUAGCUUUAAUUUUGUGAAAAUUAUGAUUAUACCAGUUAAUAUUAUUUUAUAUAUGUUUCCAUCACAAAAAUAAUCUCAACAAACUACAAUGCCUCUGAACAGUUUCAGUGAUGCACAACAUCAAUUUAAGCUUAAGUCUCCAUUGACUGUGUGGACUAAAUUCUUGUAUUACACAUUAGCCUUCUUGUAUUUUCAAGAUUGUAACUGCAAAUUUCAUGUACAGUUAAUCUCAAACCAGCUAUGAAGGAAUUAUGAAAAUAAGCCUUGUUUUAAUUUUGCAGUGAACACCAUUACAGAAGUAAAGCAUUUUUUUGCAUUAUAUGAAGACAAGCUUAGGUACAAUUUAAUAUGUUACCUGCAAGCUGCAUUGAGUUGGAAAUCAAAUUUUAGAUCCUCACUACAUUUGUGCUGGUGAUCAGAUUGACAAAUGGGCAAUUCAUUAAUUAAGAUUGAAGGUCUGACCCAUCAAUCAGAUUGAAGGUCUGACCUGAAAACUGCACUGACUGUACCUGCAGCUCAGAAUGACACUAUUGUGAUUAGUGACCAUGUUUACAAGCUGCUCCUCUUGCAUUCUUAUGUUGCUGGGCAAAAUGCUUGUCUGUGACUUGCUAGAAAUACUGUUGGCACCUCUUGCCAUUUCAAGCACUACCAUUUUUUGUUCUAAUGAGCAAGUCAAAAACACUGGUCAAAUAUUUUCAGUUUCUCAGAAUCAAUGAAUGACUGAUUUAGGCUUUGGGGUAGGGAUUCCAUUUUAGAAUGGGAGUUUUUAAUGUGUUUUUAAGGUUUUAAGACAAUCUGAAAGGCACAAAAGACUGUGCUUUUUGGAUCAGGUUUUAUUGCUGGAAUUCUUUGAGGUUUGAGGUCUGUUUCUCAUUCCAAAGUGUAAUUGUACUGUUACAUAAGGAGGAAUGAUGCUCUGUACAAACAUCCUGAACGUAACAGGCACUGCUGCUGCCCUAGUUUGACAAACAUCAAUAUAACAGGAAGCACUUUAUGAUGAGCUCUCUAACUGCCAGUGUGCUCAGUGUAAUACUUUUGCUCUUGAACAUUGUCCCUUUCUGAUAUGUGAGUCAUGUCUAUUUCAAGAGCUGCUACCCUAUGCUACAUUAGAAAGCUCUGUUGUAAAUGAACAGGUUCUAAAGAUUAUGGGUGAGAGAAAGAGCAUUUUGGGGAUUUGUAUAUUUUGUUCUAGAUGUUUUAAUUUUUUCUGUACUACAUGGGGAAUCUAGGCAGUGGGAAAUAUACUGGCUGUUAGUUAAAACUCAAGUCUGUCAGUAAUUCUUUUGCACUACAAAUAAAAUAGGGUCUAGAUACUGCAGUGGUCAUGUUUCUGUCCUUUUACACAUUUAAAUCCAUUUUGUGUUCAGAAUCAUAAAAAUAAGGGAGAUGAAAUGUUAAAAGACAAGCCAGAGGUUCACGUUACAAUUCAGCUGUGUUUGUGUUUCUGCACAAUCCGUAAAUAAAUGCUAUUCUUCUCUAACGUGAAA
Molecule: messenger RNA, 4772 nt
Organism: Lepisosteus oculatus (spotted gar)
Lineage: Eukaryota; Metazoa; Chordata; Actinopteri; Semionotiformes; Lepisosteidae
Source: RefSeq, a predicted model, not a curated record